AUGCCAGAUUCCAACCACACCGACACUUCUUUCCUCCUAUCAGGGCUUCCAGGCCUUGAGGCUGUGCACAGCUGGCUCUCCAUCCUUCUGUGUGCCAUGUAUAUGGCCUCUCUGGCAGGAAACAGCCUGAUCCUGUGGGUGGUGAGGUCAGAGCCUGCCCUGCACCAGCCCAUGUACUACUUCCUGUCGAUGUUGGCAGUGACUGACCUGGGCCUGUCUGCCUCCACGCUGCCCACCAUGCUCCCUUUCUACAUGCUGGGUCUCAGACAGGUUGCAGUGGACAUGUGCCUGGCCCAGCUCUUCUUCAUCCAUACUUUCUCCAUCAUGGAGUCCUCUGUGCUGCUGACUAUGGCCGUUGACCGUUUUGUGGCCAUUAGCAACCCCCUGCGCUAUAGCACCAUCCUCACCAGUUCCCGCGUUGCCAGCUUGGGCCUGGCCAGUGUGGUGCGCAGUGUUGGGCUCCACAUUCCCGCCCCCAUCAUGCUGAAGAGGCUGCCUUACUGCCAGAAUCGCCUGCUCUCCCACUCUUACUGCCUACACCCAGAUGUCAUGAAACUGGCCUGUGUAGACACCCAUGUCAACAGUGCCUAUGGUCUCUUUGUAGUGCUCUCCACACUGGGGGUGGACUCUGUGCUCAUUAUUCUCUCCUAUGGGCUGAUCCUCCAAACAGUGCUAUCGAUUGCUUCCAAUGCUGAGCGCCUCAAAGCCCUCAAAACUUGUGUCUCCCAUGGCUGUGCUGUGUUGCUCUUCUACACAUCUAUGAUUGGACUCUCCAUGAUCCAAAGAUUUGGGAAGGGGGCUUCCCCUUCAGGCCGUGUGCUGCUCUCCUACCUUCACUUUCUCACACCUCCAGUGCUCAAUCCAGUGGUUUACACCAUUAAGACCAAGCAGAUCCAGCUGAGGAUGCGACGUUUCUUCUGGCUGGGCAGGGCUGGCAUUAGGGACACUCAGGCUCAUUAA
Suricata suricatta (meerkat) is the source of this 960-nucleotide messenger RNA. RefSeq names its product olfactory receptor 51G2-like. The coding region runs from base 1 to 960 and encodes 319 amino acids. Gene Ontology annotation, biological process: G protein-coupled receptor signaling pathway. The transcript has a single exon. Gene Ontology annotation, molecular function: G protein-coupled receptor activity; olfactory receptor activity. Gene Ontology annotation, cellular component: membrane. NCBI's taxonomy places the organism in Eukaryota, Metazoa, Chordata, Mammalia, Carnivora, Herpestidae. The record is from RefSeq and is a predicted model, not a curated record.